Molecule: messenger RNA, 570 nt
Organism: Trichomonas vaginalis G3
Lineage: Eukaryota; Parabasalia; Trichomonadida; Trichomonadidae
Exons: 1
Coding region: 1-570 (189 amino acids)
Source: RefSeq, a predicted model, not a curated record
AUGAGUGAUAAUGAAACUAUGAGAUUAAAAAGUGAUCUAGAAAAUAAAAACUUAAAACUUGGAGAUAUUUGGGCUGACUAUAAUCGCGAUUUUGAUUCCGUAGAGUUAUUUUAUAAAAGACUUUUAGAAAUCCAAAAUCAGGUGACACAAGACAUCAUACCAACACAAGCAAAUUCGGUUGAAACUGAUAUUCAAAACAUGCUUGAAAGAUGUGAUACUUCAAUCAGCAAUUUGGAAAAAUCUUCUGAUAAACUGAAAACCAAUUCUAACGACGAACAUUACAAAAGUUUCAUCAACCAAGUUACAAAGCUUAGAUUACUUAUUCGUAAUUAUGAACACUUACAGAUAAUUAAUGCGGCUUUGCCGAUUUUAAACCUAGGUACAAUUGAAGAAAAAGAUAAGGAUAAAAUUAAGAGCGUUGUUAGGAUUUUGCCAAAGCUUGAUUCUGGAUUUGCUCAAUCUUUAUUUGAUAAAGUCAGAUUAGCGUUCUCGGUCGAAGGAAAUAAAAAAAUAUUCAAUGAUGAGGAAUUAAAGGAGAUUAAUGAGGUGAUAAACGCGAAUAAAAAGUAA